AUGAAGCUCGCGGCGCUGGACGCGGAGGCCCAGCACCAAGUGCCUCCCAGAGGAGCGACUGGGUAUGCGAAAUACUCCACAGAUCAUCGAGGAGAUAAAUCCCAAACGAUCAGCCUUCAAUUCACAAACUCUCGACGGGCGUCCAACAACGAAACUCAAGAAAAGCGUCGCGCGGGUGGCCCUCGGGUAGGGAGUGUGUUUCUUAUCGGGUGGUCCGAGCGUCCUGAUAAUCGGUCCGCCGCAAAAGAUUUCUCCGUCCAAUUUUCUCUCCGUCAAAAAGUCCCUCCAAGCCUUGAAUUCACCACCAUGGCGAAAGGGAAAGGCAAGCGCUCGUCGGGCGCAAAUGAGACCCUCCCCGAUGCAGGUGUAUCCGUUUCCCAAUCCGAAUCCGCUCCCGAGAUGCAGAUGCCCCAGAUAGACGAGGGCGCCUUCGCUGGCCUCCGACAGAAGAUCGAGCAACGAUUGAAGGACCAGAGCUCUGGCAAGGGAAAUUCGAAGAAAAAUGACAAGCUGAAUGCUUCUGCUCAGCAGUCUCCCGCGACGAAGGAAAAGCAGGGUACUCCCAAGACCGGCAAGAGGCAAGAAGCCUCCGCUCAAGGCAAGAAGCGUGAUCGCAACGGGGAAGUGAUUGCGAGAGAUGAGAAGAAGGGUGGAAAGGACAAGCAGUACAAGCCCACAGCUGGUGCGAAGAAGGCCAACAAUGCCGAUACUUUGCGCCAGGAGAUUUUGGCACUGGGCGGUACUGAGGAGGACCUUGAGCUACUUGCCGAUGUCGACUCAGAGUCCGAAGUUGAAGGCACGUAUUCUAAGUCUAAGUCUAAGGGUGGUGACGAUGACCUCCGCAAGGAAUUGUCCAAGAUGCUCGAAGCGGCGGGUCAUGUUGUCCCAGACGACUUAGCAGAAGACGAAGCCGAGGAAGAGGACUUGGAGGAUGAAGAUGCACAAGACGAAGGCUCUGAGGGCGAUAGUGAAGAGACCAGCGAACCCGAGGACGAUGUUUCUGAGGUCUCCGAUAUCGAGGAAGCACCUCCAGCACCCAGAGAGUCCAAGGCGAAGAAGGAGCCCGAAAUUGUCGUUCCCAAGGAAUUUGCGAAGCUCGCCGUUUUACCUCGUUCGGAUUGGUAUGCCAUUCCCUUGCCUCCAGUCGGCAGUGCAAAGCAAAUGAACGCCCUUCCCCGGCAUCUAAUCGAUCGGAUCCACGAGCUCGCCAAUUCCCUCCUCCAGGCGGAAAAUGAUGAAUAUGCCAAAGCCCAGCAGGCCUCGGCCUCUUCGUCGCACAAGUUCUACACUACCAUCAUGUCUUCCGGUACCCUGAGCGAUAAGAUUUCAGCUCUAACUCUUGCCGCUCAAGAGUCGCCUCUACACAACACCAAGUCUCUGGAGACUCUCAUCGGACUUGGAGGCAAGCGUAGCCGUGCUCAAGCGGUUGAGGUUCUUCGGUCUCUGAAGGAUAUGUUUGCCCAAGGUACUCUCUUACCCGCAGAUCGUCGCCUGAAGUCAUUUGCCAACCAGCCUGGCCUUGUGGCUGCAUUCCAGGGUGCUGGUGGCCGAUGGACCGAGCGCGAUCCGCUCCCUGGGGGUCUGCAGAAGAGCCACCUGAUCGUCUGGGCGUUUGAGGAUUUCCUGAAGGAGCAGUAUUUUGCGAUCCUCAAGAUCUUGGAGGUGUGGUGCAAUGACGAGAUUGAAUUCUCGCGAUCUCGCGCUGUCAGCUACGUAUACGAGUUGCUCAAGGAGAAGCCCGAGCAAGAGGCAAACUUGCUGCGCCUUCUUGUGAAUAAGCUUGGUGACCCCGGAAAGAAGAUCGCUUCACGUGCAUCUUAUCUUCUCUUGCAGCUUGAGCAGACGCAUCCUAUGAUGAAGCCUCUUAUCAUCAAGGGUGUUGAGGAGUUGCUAUUCCGACCUGGUCAGAGCCAGCAUGCCAAGUACUACGCUAUCAUCACUCUGAACCAGACGGUCCUCAGCUUGAAGGAGGCGGAGGUUGCUAUGCAGCUCCUGGACAUCUACUUCGGCAUGUUCGUCACUCUUCUGAAGCCUGCCCCUUCCGGUAAGCCUGGUCCUCAAGGCAAGCCGCAGGGUAAGCCCGGCAAGAAGGGACCCAGGAGCAAGGGCCGCAACCAGCCCGCCAAGGGAGAAGCCCAGGAUGAUGAGAUGCGCGAGAAGUUGACCUCGGGUGUUUUGACCGGCGUCAACCGCGCCUAUCCCUUCACCGAUGCCGACUCUGACCGACUCUCAAAACAUAUUGAUACCCUAUUCCGCAUCACCCACUCGUCAAACUUCAACACCAGUAUUCAGGCUCUCAUGCUGAUCCAGCAACUCACUGGGUCUACGCAAGUUGCUAGCGAUCGCUUCUACCGGACGUUGUACGAAUCUCUUCUGGAUCCUCGUGUUGCCACCUCAUCAAAGCAGUCGCUUUACCUGAACCUUUUGUUCAAGGCACUCAAAAAUGAUCUGAACGUCCGUCGAGUCAAGGCCUUUGUCAAGCGUAUUGUUCAGGUCCUUGGAAUGCACCAGCCUGCGUUCAUCUGUGGUGUCUUCUACCUGAUUCGCGAGUUGGAGAAGACUUUUACUGGCCUCCAGUCUUUGUUGGACCAGCCCGAGGACAACGAGAGCGAUGGCGAAGAGGUCUUCCGCGACGUACCCGAUGAGGAUGAUGAAGAGCCACUACCCGCCCCUGUUGAGACCAAACUGAAGCAAAACAACGGGUAUGACCCUCGCAAGCGUGAUCCGGAGCACAGCAAUGCCGACAAGACCUGUCUCUGGGAAUUGCUUCCCUACGUAUCCCACUUCCAUCCCUCUGUUUCCGUCAAUGCUUCCCGCCUUUUGGAGCACGAGACUAUGAGCGGCAAGCCCGAUAUGACCAUUCACACUCUCACCCACUUCCUUGAUCGCUUCGUCUACCGUACUCCCAAGGCCAACGCCACCUCCCGUGGUGCCUCGAUCAUGCAGCCUCUCGCCGGUGGCGAGGCUCAAGAUCGCCUGGUGGAAGCCGGCAAGUCCGCGCCUCAGGGCCAGCCUCUCAACUCGGAGAACUUCUGGAAGAAGAAGGCCGACGAGGUCGCAGCGGAGGAUGUCUUCUUCCACGAGUACUUCAACCGUGUUAACAAGGACAAGACCAAGGCCAAGAAGGGCAAGGGUGCAGAUGACGGCGCCGAGCGCGAUGAGGAUGCCGCGGAUGUCAGCGACAACGAGUCUGAGAUUUGGAAGGCCCUUGUGGACUCUCGGCCCGAACUGGAGGCUGACGAUGAUGACGAUGAUGAUCUGGAUAUGGACGACCUGGACUCUGAGUUCGACGAGGACGAGGACGAGGAUGAGGAUGAAGAGGGCGAGGGAGCUGCCGGUAGCGACGACGAGGUUAUCUUCAACGACGAGUCGGACGUCCCAUCUGACGAGGAUAUGGAUGAGGCUGACGACUUCGAUAUGGACGAGGAAAUCGCUCCUCUGCCGUCGAAGAAGGCUGCCAAGAAGACUGCCAAGGUGGAGAAGGAAGACGACGAGGACGACUUCGACAUGGACGUUUCGGACGACGAAGCCUUCUUCAACAGCGACGACGACCUGCCUUCCGACAUGGAACUUGGUGGUGUGGAUUUGGAGCCCCAGGCCGAGGCCUCGGACAACAAGAAGAAGCGCCGCAAGCUCAAGAACCUGCCGACAUUUGCUUCUGCCGACGACUAUGCGGCAUUGCUGGCAGACGAAGACGAGGGUAUAUAG
Penicillium daleae is the source of this 3708-nucleotide messenger RNA. Its product is annotated as RNA-binding ribosome biosynthesis protein MAK21. The record is from RefSeq and is a predicted model, not a curated record. Bases 1 to 3708 code for a protein of 1235 amino acids. Lineage: Eukaryota; Fungi; Ascomycota; Eurotiomycetes; Eurotiales; Aspergillaceae. The transcript has 4 exons. Gene Ontology annotation, cellular component: nucleus.